Tauraco erythrolophus (red-crested turaco) is the source of this 1474-nucleotide messenger RNA. The record is from RefSeq and is a predicted model, not a curated record. Lineage: Eukaryota; Metazoa; Chordata; Aves; Musophagiformes; Musophagidae.
AAGCGGCCAGCUUGAUGUCCGGGAGCUGAUCUCUCUCUACCCCUUCCUGUUGCCUACUUCCUCUUCAUUUAUACGGUCCCAUCCCCCUCUGCAUGAGUACGCGGACCUAAACCAACUGACCCAAGGGGACCAGGAGAAGAUGACAAAAUGCAAACGAUUCCUCAUGAGUUACUUGAAUGAAGUCCGCAGCACUGAGGUUGCAAACGGCUACAAGGAAGAUAUCGACACAGCUUUACUCAAGCUGUAUGCGGAGGCAAAUCAUGAAAGCCUGCUGGAUCUGCUAGUUUCAGAGAACUUUUGUCUUUUAACGGAUAGUGCUGCCUGGCUGGAAAAACACAAAAAGUAUUUUGCCCUUGGUCUCCUGUAUCACUACAAUGGUCAGGAUGCUGCAGCACUUCAGUUAUGGGUGAAAAUAGUUGAUGGAGACAUUCAAGAUUCUACACGUUCAGAUCUCUAUGAAUAUAUAGUAGACUUUCUUACGUUCUGCUCGGACCAAGAUCUAGUGUGGAAAUACUCUGAAUGGAUUUUACAAAAAAAUGAAGAGGUUGGCGUACAGAUUUUCACUAAAAGGCCUUUGGAAGAACAGGAGAAAAACAACAUUAAUCCAGAUGAUGUCAUCAGUUGCCUUAACAAAUAUCCUAAAGCACGUGUUAAAUAUCUAGAACAUCUAGUAUUGGAAAGAAAAAUAGAGAAAGAAAAGUACCAUACUCACCUAGCGGUCUUGUACUUGGAGGCAAUACUUCAGCUAAAAUCUGUGACCACAGAUAAUUGUACAGAAACAACUGAACUGCUGUUUAAACUACGCAGUCUUCUUCAGAAGUCUGAUCUCUAUAGAAUUCACUUUAUUUUGGACAAAAUCCAGGGCACAGACCUUCAUAUGGAAAGUGCAAUUUUAUAUGGAAAGCUAGAAGAACAUGAGAAGGCUUUGCAUAUCCUUGUCCAUGAGUUAAAGGACUUCCAUGCUGCUGAAGAAUACUGUAUAUGGAACUCUGAGGACAGAGAUGUGCAGUACAGACGGAGGCUUUUCCAUAUGCUGCUGUCAGUGUAUCUAAAUCCAGGCACUUCGGAUUGUGCACUAGUCAUGGCUGCUGUGGAUCUCUUGAAUAACCACGCUGCUGAAUUUGAUGCGGCUCUAGUUUUGCAGCUGGUGCCUGACAGCUGGUCAGUGCAGCUCCUCUCGCCGUUCCUGGCUGGAGCAGUGAGGCAAAGCAUUCAUACAAAAAGAAUGACUCAGGCUGCACUUGGGUUAGCACAAGCUGAAAACUUAAUCUACAAACACGAAAAGGUUAAACAAAAAGGAACCCCAAUUCUUCUUUCGGACAAAAAGGUCUGUCAGGCGUGCCAAAAUCCUUUCUGCGAGCCUGUAUUUGUAAGAUACCCAAAUGGGGGUAUAGUCCACACACACUGUGCUGCAAACAGACAUCAGAAUUCAAAUGUGACUCAUCACUCUUCCAGCUCCAGCAAUCAGACUUGA